Messenger RNA from Gekko japonicus, 1369 nucleotides. It is a transcript of the gene FADS2, whose product is annotated as fatty acid desaturase 2. Lineage: Eukaryota; Metazoa; Chordata; Lepidosauria; Squamata; Gekkonidae. The coding region runs from base 24 to 1358 and encodes 444 amino acids. The transcript is spliced from 12 exons. Gene Ontology annotation, molecular function: oxidoreductase activity, acting on paired donors, with oxidation of a pair of donors resulting in the reduction of molecular oxygen to two molecules of water. Gene Ontology annotation, cellular component: membrane. Gene Ontology annotation, biological process: lipid metabolic process. The record is from RefSeq and is a predicted model, not a curated record.
GGACCCAGACGCGCGGGUCGCCCAUGGGGAAAGGCGGGGAGCAGGGGGAGGAGAGCGGCGAGCGGGAGGCGCAGCUGCCCUCCUACUCGUGGGAGGAGAUCCAGAAGCACAGCCUGCGCGCGGACAAGUGGCUGGUGGUCGAGCGGAAGGUGUACAACAUCAGCCGCUGGGUCAAGCGGCACCCGGGCGGGCAGCGCGUGAUUAGCCACUAUGCCGGCGAAGACGCCACGGAUGCAUUCCGAGCCUUUCACCCUGACCUCAACUUUGUGCAGAAAUUUCUUAAACCAUUGUUGAUUGGAGAGCUCGCCUCAGGAGAACCCAGUCAUGACCGAGACAAGAAUCCCCAGUUGGUGGAAGAUUUCCGUGCCCUAAGAAAGACAGCAGAGGAUAUGAACUUAUUCAAAGCCAGUCCUGUGUUUUUCUCCCUUUAUCUGGGUCAUAUUCUUUUGAUGGAAGCUCUGGGAUGGCUAAUGGUUUUCUACUGUGGUGCUAACUGGAUCACAACCUUACUUCUUUCUAUCAUCCUUGCAGUCUCUCAGGCCCAGGCUGGAUGGCUACAGCAUGACUUUGGACACCUCUCUGUAUUUAAGAAGUCUGUGUGGAACCAUUUAGUCCAUAAGUUUGUGAUUGGUCACUUGAAGGGUGCCUCAGCAAACUGGUGGAAUCACCGGCAUUUCCAGCACCAUGCCAAGCCAAACAUCUUCAAAAAAGAUCCAGAUGUGAACAUGCUGCAUCUGUUUGUCCUGGGAGAAACACAGCCAGUUGAGUAUGGAAGAAAGAAACUGAAGUAUUUCCCUUAUAACCAUCAACACCGAUACUUCUUUUUUGUGUUCCCACCUCUCCUCAUUCCAGUUUAUUUCCAAAUGCAAAUCUUCAUGACCAUGGUCAGACACAAAUUCUGGGCGGACCUGGCCUGGGCCUUCAGUUAUUACUUACGCUACUUCCUCACAUAUAUCCCGUUCUAUGGAGUUCUGGGAUCCUUGUGUCUCCUUACCUUUGUCAGGUUUAUGGAAAGCCACUGGUUUGUUUGGGUCACACAGAUGAAUCACAUUCCAAUGGAAAUCGACAGUGAGAAGCACAGAGACUGGCUUAGUGCUCAGUUGGCAGCUACCUGCAAUAUCGAGCAGUCCUUUUUCAAUGACUGGUUCAGCGGGCAUCUGAACUUUCAAAUUGAGCACCACUUGUUUCCUACAAUGCCACGCCAUAACUACCACAAGAUCGCCCCGCUAGUGAAGUCACUGUGUACGAAGUAUGGAGUUGCUUAUGAAGAAAAGCCUCUAAUAAGAGCAUUUGCAGACAUCGUUGGGUCCCUCAAGAAAUCUGGAGCACUCUGGUUGGAUGCUUACCUCCAUAAAUGAGGCUGGAUUUC